AUGGCAGACGACAGCCCGGGACGGACGGACAACCCCGGGACGGCGGGACAGCCCGGGCGGGACGGACGGGAUGCCAUUCAAGGUGUGGCUGGACCAGCGGGACCUGUCGGCUUACAGGGUCCACCCGGGGACAAGGGAGACACAGGACCGCCGGGAAGAGACGGGGAGCCAGGCGCAGGAGGAAGUGUGUACAUCCGAUGGGGGAGGAAGACUUGUGCUGAUAACGGCGGAGCAGAGUUGGUGUACUCGGGUGUUGCGGGAGGCACACAUUACAACGAACCAGGCGGCGGGACCAACUACCAGUGUCUGCCGACCGACCCACAGUGGGGACGGUACCAAGAUGGAGUCCAAGGGGCCAAGGCUUACAUAUACGGCGCAGAGUACCAGUUGCACUCUAACGUCCCGUUCGGCUCCACCCUUCUUGAUGACAACGUCCCGUGUGCGGUCUGCUACGUCCCAACCCGCGGCAGUAAGUUAAUGAUCCCCGCCCGUAACACCUGUUAUAGCGGCUGGACACGCGAGUACCAUGGCUACCUCAUGGCUGAAAAAUUUGACCACCCCGGGUCUAAAGAGUACGUCUGUGUGGAUGAACAGCCAGAAGUGAUACAAGGCGGACAGGCAGACCAGAACGGAGCACUGUUCUACCCCGUGGAAGCCCGCUGUGGUUCCCUGCCGUGUCCCAACUACGUGGACGGGAGGGAACUCACCUGUGUCGUCUGCACGAAGUAAACCAUUGUUACUGUACUUAGCGUAGUGAGUAUUCUUUGUACAAUGAAGGUCUUUAUCUCACUAAUGACACGUCCAUUCUGUGAAUUAGUGUCAUUAUUGUCGUUCCUAUAGCUAGAAAGGAAAUCUUCGCAUCAUUUUAUUUGGACUGUCCGUCCUUGUCAGCCUAAAUACACUUCAUUGGCUGUGGCGGUUAUCAAGUUAUCUUCCUUCUGGGAAAGGAUUGGCGUGAUUGUGUACUUGCCCUUAUGUUGAUAGAGGAUAUUACAAGAGAGACUUUGACAUCGAUGAGAAUAAAAAGUACGACUUUGUGUAGACUUUAUGAGGAAUGUCAAAUAUCGUGUUGUUGUGUUGGUGAAGGUUAAUCAUCCAGGAUAUAAAGAUAAAUUGAUAAAGCCGUUGAAUCCUUUCUAA
This is a messenger RNA of Branchiostoma belcheri (Belcher's lancelet), 1140 nucleotides long. RefSeq names its product short-chain collagen C4-like. Bases 1 to 729 code for a protein of 242 amino acids. The transcript has 5 exons. NCBI's taxonomy places the organism in Eukaryota, Metazoa, Chordata, Leptocardii, Amphioxiformes, Branchiostomatidae. The record is from RefSeq and is a predicted model, not a curated record.